UGAUCAUGCACGCACUCUCUCAGCACACUCCCUCCUCCUCCUCCAUCACCUCCAUCACCUGCAUCCUCAUCUUGUUGUUGCCAUUCCCUCCAUCAAUAUCGCCAUCACCUCCAAAGACCACCCCCGGACUCAACCAUGUCCGGCGGGGGAAACAUCAAGGUCGUCGUACGAUGCCGACCUCUCAACUCGCGAGAAAUCGCGCGAGGGGCCAAGUCCCUCAUCCGCAUGGAGGGUAACCGCACCAUUCUCGACCCACCAGAGGUGCAAUCGACUAGCGCCCGCGCGAUCGAGAAGAAGCCGCAGGUGUUCUCGUUUGACAAGUCGUACUGGUCAGCCUCGUCCAAAGAUGACCCACGGUACGCGAGUCAGCAGACACUGUUCGACGACCUCGGCGUUGAGCUCCUCAACCAUAGCUUCGAAGGCUUCAACACGUGUAUCUUCGCAUAUGGACAGACAGGAAGUGGCAAGAGUUACUCAAUGAUGGGAUAUGGGCGCGACAAGGGUAUCAUCCCGCUCUCAACCUCGGAGUUGUUCCGCCGCGUCGAGCAGCAGGCUGCCAAGGAUCCAAAUCUGACGUACUCGGUCGAAGUGUCUUACAUCGAGAUCUACAACGAGAAGGUGCGCGACCUGCUGAACCCCAAGAACAAGGGCAAUCUCAAGGUGCGCGAGCACCCGUCGCUCGGCCCGUAUGUCGAGGACCUCAGCAAGCUCGUUGUUGAGAACGAUGCCCAGAUGAUGACACUCAUGGACGAGGGCAACAAGGCGAGGACAGUUGCGUCGACUAACAUGAACGAAACAUCGUCUCGCUCGCAUGCCGUGUUUACCGUUAUUCUCACACAAAAACGCCGGGACCCACAGUCCAAGAUGGUUGGCGAGAAAGUGUCCAAGAUCUCGCUCGUCGACCUGGCAGGUAGUGAACGGCAAGCAUCAACUGGCGCCACGGGAACGCGCCUCAAGGAGGGUGCCAAUAUCAACAAGUCGCUCACGACACUCGGCAAGGUCAUUGCUGCCCUCGCCAAUGCGUCUGAGGGAAAGGGCAGGAAGAAGAAGGAGGAGUUUGUGCCCUACCGUGACUCGGUCCUCACAUGGCUCCUGAAGGAGAGCUUGGGAGGUAACUCCAAGACGGCAAUGAUUGCCGCAAUCUCGCCGGCGGACUACGACGAGACACUAAGUACACUGCGCUAUGCCGACGCUGCCAAGCGUAUUCGCACACACGCUGUCGUCAACGAGGACCCAAAUGCCAAGCUCAUCCGCGAGCUCAAGGAGGAGCUCGAGCUACUGCGUGGCAGGGUGUCCUCCGUGUCUGGUGGCGGAGGUUUGUCCGAAGACACUUAUGACCCAUCGAUUCCGCCUGAGAAGCAAAUCGUCACCUAUCAGACUAAGGACGGAGAGAUCAAGCGGGUCACAAAACUCGAGCUGCAGGAUCAACUACAGGCUUCCGAGAAGCUUAUGGAGGACCUCAACCUCACUUGGGAGGAGAAAAUGGCUGCGACUCAGGCUAUUCACGUCGCACGAGAGAAAGCGCUUGAGGAGCUGGGUAUCACUGUCGACAAGGAUAUGGUCGGCGUCCAUGCCCCGCAGAAGUUCCCAUCACUUGUCAAUCUCAACGAGGACCCGCUCAUGUCCGAGUGCCUUGUCUACCAGCUCAAACCCGGCACGACUGUCGUGGGCAAUCUCGAGAGCACUUGCACACAGAUCAAGCUUUCCGGCGAGAACAUAACUGCUCUCCACUGCCGCUUCAUCAACUCCGAGGGGCAAGUCACUCUCGAAGCUUGUGACAAUGCCCGGACGUUCGUAAACGGCAAGCGCGUGCCUCCCAGCACACCUGUUAAGCUACAGCAUGGUUUCCGGGUCAUUCUAGGAGAUUUCCAUGUUUUCCGCUUUAACGACCCAGCAGGUGUUCGCGCUCACCGCACACGGAUGUCCGGCAUGUGGGGCAACGUGACGAACGGGGAUCCUGGGACACCUGGACGCUGCGACUCGCCCGCACCAACGGAACUUAUGGACUGGACGGCUGCGCGACGUGAGGCGGCCGACAUUGAGGCCCUAGGUGACCGCGACUUGGACAAGCUGUUUGACGAUAUCGUCAAAGUUCGCACCCUUCGUGGACGGCCCGACAGUAGGUUAGACUUGACAGCCGAAAUCGAAUCGCGGCUUCUCGCCAACUCCAUCGCGGACGACUCGGUCGACAACAACCCGUGGGAGGGCCAGCUGGGCAAUGGCAGCCCCCUAGCCAUGGAAAACGGCAGCGAGAGCCGGGACCAGGUAACCGAGGGGACAGAAAGCACCAGCCGCAGCGAGGCCUCGCCGGCAGCACGAUUCUCGGCCAUGUCAGGCCUGUCCGACGAGUCGCUUGAGCAGCAGUUCAUGACCAAGCAGCUGCGCACACUGGCGUUGGAGGUCAAGCGUAUCCGUGCGCAGGCCGCAGUCAGUCGGGCUCGGGGGGAGGCGAUGUCGGAAGAGGAGGAAUGGUCUAUGCCGCAGACUGUACUUGUGCGGAAGGCCGUGGAGAAGUGGAAGCAGUUGCGCAACUUUGUUAUGGCCGAGCAACUUCUUCACUUGGCGGCGGAUGUUCGCGAGGCCAACAUCAUCGCACGCCAGAUGGGCAGGAAAAUUUCGUUCAACUUCACGAUCAUGGACGGGCCAGCUGUUUCUGCGAAGUCGGCGUUGGACGAUCUGGGAGGCAUCAUCGAAUUUGACGACGUUGCCGAUCCCUCAGCCCCGUCUGGGGCGCGGGUGAUGAUCAAGGUCAUUGACCAUGAGUCGACAUGUGAGCAAGUUCCAGGACAAGCCCUGACGCAACCAGCGGUGUACACUUGGAACACGAGUCGCUUCCAGCAGCAGCUCGCGCGCAUGCGUCAGGUCCUCGCCGUCAAGGACAGGCCGAAUUACUCUGUCCACUUGAGCGUGCGCGCCCCCUUCGCUGACGACCCCACCCCAAGCUUCUCGUACAUUGGAGCCUCGCAUGUGCCGCUGCGUUUACUUGCCAGCCAACUGUCCUACGCGGUUACGGUACCGAUAUUCUGCGCGUACACAAUGGAGGCGAUUGGCUCAUGCCGAGUCGAGUUCAAGUGUUCGACGGUGCCACGCUCCGGGGUUGCUACUCCGGAAUCGGCUGGGCCUGUCAUUCGUGGCCAGCCCUUCAGCAAUCACAAGUUUGGCUUCACCGUGACCGUAGACCUCGUGAGGGGCCUCACUUCAGCGGACUUUAGUGAGGUGCACGCACAGACGCGGCUGUCGUCGCUUGUCGGUCCCAUAGCGUCUGAGGACACUUUCGCCUCUUUGCCCGUUAAGCUCGAUGAGAUGUCGGCUGGGCACCUGCAGCUUCGAAGGACACUAUCAGUGCUUGUUACCUCUGACUUGGUAUCGCACUUGCAAACGGGCUUUGCGACUAUCGAGUUUUUCGCGCGGGUACGCAACUCGUAUUUGGAGCGUCUGGAACGAUUCGAUGCGUCAAAGGAAUCACCCGACACACCCAACGGCGAGCUGACAGCUGAUGGCAAGCCUACGAUGAGGCAGGCUGACAUGGAAGUGGCCUCAACGGAACACCAUGAUGUGCUUGCCUCGAUUGAGGUACACGAGAUGAGCAACGAUGGCGAGUACAAGCCCGCCGACGUUGAGGACGACAUCUUGCAUUUGCAUCUGGGCGUUCAGCGACAAGUGGUCGUGAACCUAAAGCACGCCUCCGGCCAGGCGUUUAAGUGGACGCGCAUUGUGCAUGCCAGCGCCUCCCAUGUUCGUGUCCAGACCAAAGAACAGCAGCCUGUGGAGGUGCCGGCCUCUAGCGUGGAGCUUCAGCUUGUUUCGCACGUCGAUUAUGCGUCGGAUGGAACCAGCCGGCUGCUGGCGCGCGGGACAUGGGACUCGGCCGCACACCACUGCAUUCACCUUGAUCGGCGGACCAGAGGAGACGACCACGCUAUUGUACGUCUCACCUUCAUGGUGGACGUCGAGCGUCUCGACGAACCUGCAGUGUUUACAAUGGAUAUCAAGGUGAAAAUUAUCGGCCGCGACUCGCGCCGCUCUAGCAUCAGUAUCCGCAACAUCUGGCGCCCGCGUCCUGUUAGCAGCGUUAUCGCGCUCUUCGGUGUAGAUCUCAACCCACCCCUGGCACGCACAGCACGGGAUCUGUGGCGCCUGGACACCUCCAAAAAGCCUGUGCCUAACGAGGCCAUUCUCGGCGGCUGGCGACCACGCAGCAUAGCUCUGGUGCGCGAGUACAAUGAUCUCGUGCGUGUGAGGCGUGCCCUCGCCGAAGUGCAGACCACACGCGUCGUCCUAGAGCACAUCGGCGACGUCGCGGCGUCCCAGAGUGAUGAGACGGGUCAACGCGCGCUCGAGGCCAAAAGUCUAUCUCUUUGGAAGCGCGAGAUGGACACACGCGUCGAGUUUGACGUCAAGCGCGAGACCGCAGUGGAAAAAGAGAUGGCGCAGCGUUUGCGCGAGCUGGUGCCAGACAUUGAGCCAAGACUGGUGCCUACCGUGCGGCUCAUUACGCCAAAUGAGAGCGUAAUCAAACGGGGCGCGCUUGCGCUCCUUAAGGAUUCGCGGACCAACAGAUGGGAGGAUGCCAGCGCAGUGCUGCGAUCGCCAUAUCUGCACCUUCACCCGGAGCCUAACAAGCGGGAGACACAGGUUAUCAACCUGUCGCAGGCGUCGGUUGUCGCGAGCCCCGACGUGGAAACGUUGCUUGGGCGUAGGUACGCGUUCACCGUGUACACGCCGACCAACUCGUAUAUUAUCCAAGCGGCGUCGCAGCACGAGCUGGAACAGUGGCGCACAGUCAUCGGGCGUCAGCGCCGGGGUGGCUAGAGUUCGCUGUCGAGUCUAGCCUGCGGC
This is a messenger RNA of Cutaneotrichosporon oleaginosum, 4839 nucleotides long. NCBI's taxonomy places the organism in Eukaryota, Fungi, Basidiomycota, Tremellomycetes, Trichosporonales, Trichosporonaceae. The record is from RefSeq and is a predicted model, not a curated record.